Molecule: messenger RNA, 714 nt
Organism: [Candida] anglica
Lineage: Eukaryota; Fungi; Ascomycota; Pichiomycetes; Serinales; Debaryomycetaceae
Source: the annotation of a GenBank genome assembly
AUGACUCGAUUAUCACUUCCAAAUGUCCUAUCUUCAUUGAAAGAACUCUUGGUGGUCUGGAUCUACCAAAUCCUCUUUUAUAAUAACAUCUACCCCCUGGAAGUAUUCACCAAAGCUCUUUCAUUUGAUUUGAUUGUUUAUAUCUCCAGAAAUCCAUCCCUUACUGAAUACAUAGAAACUUUAGUUGUAGAUUUUUUAGAUACCUUAACCACAGAGGGUCCAGUAGCCAGUAUCGAAGAUGGGCAUGUCAAGCAGUUGAGUGUCUUGUUGUAUGAUGUACAUACGAAUAAAGAUCAGGAACGUUACAUCUUAAAGUUUGAACUGUUUAUAAAUUUAAAGGAUGAAAUCAAAACUCCCAUUAGAACUUUACUAAAAGAUUUGGAGUCAACUUCCCAUCCAAUAAUAAAUCUACCUGGAUUCUCAUGGGAAGAAAUAUAUUCACAAUUCAAAUCUUUUCUAUUCCAUCAACAAUUGGAAUUACAACGCAAAUCCUCGAAACAAGAACGUCAAUCAUUACCACAAGAUCUAUUCUUCAAGGUUAUGAUUGAUGUUGCUAAUGAUGGAUUAUCCCUAAGUACGUCUAAGGAAUGGGUACGAGCGCAACCUGUCUCUUCUACAAAUGUACCGAAAACAAAAUUUGUUCCUAUUGCUGAAGUUGAAGUUGGAUUUCUUUGCUUUGGACUACAAAAUGAAUACGUUAGAGAACGACAAUAA